Medioppia subpectinata is the source of this 768-nucleotide messenger RNA. The record is from the annotation of a GenBank genome assembly. Lineage: Eukaryota; Metazoa; Arthropoda; Arachnida; Sarcoptiformes; Oppiidae.
AUGAAUCGGACGGAAUAUAACAGCGAUUAUACCUCGCGUUAUGUCCGACACCUCUCAACACAUUGCAUAAUCCCUGUGCGCGACCCAAAUGACUGCAAAUGUGGUCCAAAUCUAUCCGUUGACUCACAGAUACGUCCCGAAGACCUGACAAACACUCGACAAUUAGACAGGAGAGACAGAAGUGUCGCUAUAUUUCUCCAAAUCCUGAAGCGUUUGAAACGGAAAGCAUUGAAUUACAUGUUUGAGUUCAUAAACAACCGGUUCGUUGACGUCCACACCAAUUGGUUUGCCACUGAAGACCUCAUCGAUCAGAUCAGACCAGUAUUGGAGUCUGAUUUGGGCCAAGAUCUCAAAUUAAAUGUAUUUCACAACAAAUUGAGCCCUUUUUUAAGGAGAAGACAACCGGAAACACAGAUAUCGAGUCUAUUAUCGCUGACCACCUCUUCUUGCGGUCCAAUUGAGUCCACUAUUAAACACAAAUUACAGACAAAACUAAAGUUUGGAAACACAUUAAAUAAGAGAGAAAUCACUUCGAGUGCUGUCUUAGAGGCGAAUGACUGCACGAAAGGCCGUAAGAGUGUGGGAGUGUUGGGCGGCGGGGCGUGGGGUACAGCCAUCGCUGACCUCAUUGGCCGCAAUGUCACCAAACAUAAGCACUUGUUUCACGAAGAAGUGCUCUUUUAUGUGAGAGACGAGAGCUUACGGCUAAUCAUUGAGAAGACGCGACAGAAUAUCCGCUAUUUGAGUGCCAUUAAACUGCCACUCAAU